GCAGGGCUCGCGAGACGUAUGGGCGAGCUAAGAGACUAGAUGAUUACUCGCGUAGCCCUCACUAUGAGGUUGAUGAGAGUAGAGGCGACACUCGAGGCCGGUGGGAGUCAGAUCAGGGUCGGCAAGACGGAUACAGGGACGACAGACAUGAGAGAUCAGACCGAGAUGGAUAUAGGGACGACAGAUAUGAGAGGUCGGAUCGAGAUGGAUAUAGGGGUGGCAGGUAUGAGAGAGGAGAUCGAGACGGAGACCGACGAGAUGACUCGCGCGGAUGGUAUGACUGCGGGGAAGCGUGACGAUUCGCGGGGGUGGUACGACCGAGGAGAUCGACGCGAUGAGUCACGCGGGCGAUACGACCAUGGGGACCGCCGGAAUGACUCACGGGGACGAUAUCAGCAAGGAGGAUCCGGAGGAGACCGCCGCAAUGAUUCGCGCGGCCGUAAUGAGAGAAGGGGAUAUGGCGCGUCAUCCGAUCCACAUACAAAGUCCCCAGACCCCAGAGCAGCGAGGGGUUCGACCUCCAGGAGCGCAGACGACACGCCACCCACUCCCAGGAACUCUUGCGUCUACUGUAGAGGGGAUGAUCAUAUCAAGAGAGACUGCCCAGAUCUCAAACGGGCAAUAGAUAAGGGACUUGUCGUGCUUGAUGACCGCAAGUACGUCAAAUGGGCAGAUGAUCUGGGAGACGUAUCGAUGUUCCGUUCGAUGAAGGAGAAUGUUGAAGCAAGGAGAGUAAAGUCGAGUAGAGGAAAGGAACCGGUUAGGAGCCAGAGCAUCAAGAUAACUUUCGAAGGAGAUAUGGCAACCACACCCAUAAAGGUGGCAGCUACCAAGUCGGCAAAGGGGUCAACAUCGAAGAAGACUGACACGGAUUACGUGAUGACGGAGAAGGACGGACAACGGAUCGAUGGAGAGGAGGUUAUUCUUUCACCGCGAAAGCGGGGAGUGAAUAAGUUCUUGAUGAAGAGUUCGCUGGAUGAGAUUGACACGGUCGAGCCACUGAGACGGGCCCUUCGGCAGCCCAUGCAGUGCUCUAUUUUGGAAUAUCUGGCGGCAUCCAAGCCGACUUGCGACGAGUUACAGAUGAUCAUGCGGAAAACUCGCAUACUACCUCUAUCGGAGGAGGCUCAGGUGACUCCUAAGGCNGCGGCAUCCAAGCCGACUUGCGACGAGUUACAGAUGAUCAUGCGGAAAACUCGCAUACUACCUCUAUCGGAGGAGGCUCAGGUGACUCCUAAGGCGGAUGCUCCUACUGUAGCAGUAUCGGAGGUGACUGCUAGAGCAGAUCGCAUGGCGACAGUCCUUCUUGAUGGGAUGGAAGGUGUGCCUCCAGACAAGUUUUACAUACUUGGUAGUGGGACCGUGGAGGCGAUCCUAAACGACGGAGCGGUACUAGAUGUUGUGAUCGAUAAUGGCAGCGAGGAUGUCAUUAUAGACGAGGAUCUGGUAGAGCAAGUUGGGCUGGGACUCAAUAGGUCAUACUUAUUCGAGAUAGAGAUGACUGAUGGGAGAAAGCAACAGAUCACAGGGGUUUGUCACAAGGCAGCCAUAGAGGUCCAAGGGGUACGUGUGACCCUGCCAGUCUUUGCAGUCAAGAACUGCAGCUCUGACCUGCUCUUGGGACGAACGUGGUUGAGCCAUGUGCAUGUGGGGACGAUAGAGCGACCGGACGGGAACCAGACAUUGUCCAUCAAGAAGUUAGAUGGGGCACGGAUUAUGAUUGAGACAGUGGAGCCUCGAGAUCUGAGGAACAGAGCAGUUCUCGCUGUGGGUGCAAGACCCAGUGAUCACAUUAAGUCAUCCCCUAUCUCCGGUCGCGCGGUGCGAUUUCGCGUGAAGAAGUAUGGACCUCUACUCACAGAAGAAGAAGGCAGGAUUGUAGAAGUGGAGGAUUUAGGGAGUCGGCUGAUGGUGGACGACAACUCGUAUCCAAAGGAGGCAGAUGAGGAAUUUGGCGGCGUGGUAUUUGUGUCUUUUUUAAGGGCACAGCCCCCUAUGGGGGGCUACCCAAGCGACACAAGCGAGUAGCUCAAAAAGUUAAGCCAGCGGCGGUGGGCCGCGAGCGAUCUGCGCUGGAAGGGAUAUCGGAAGAGGAGAUUGCAAAGGAAAUCAAAGAAAGAAAGAAAA
This is a messenger RNA of Chara braunii, 2127 nucleotides long. The record is from the annotation of a GenBank genome assembly. Lineage: Eukaryota; Viridiplantae; Streptophyta; Charophyceae; Charales; Characeae.